AUGGUGAUUAACUGCUUUUCAGCUCCCAAGUACAGUCGGUUGUUACUUCGAUUUCUUUUGGGUCUGUUCUGUUUCCUGGUUAUCAUAAUUACUUGUGGAUUAACUGUAUUCGAUAGACAACAUAACAAUAUCAUCCAAGACUACAUGGCUAGAGAGGAUGACAUGGUCAUCUUGUCAGCCACAUUUUUCAAAAACUCAACAGCUUAUAAGCCAAACACAGUCGUCUUACUACUUAAUGCUCAUCAAGUUUUUUAUAUGAAAUACCCAUAUAUCUUCAUUUCGUACAUAAAUGGAUCGAACUACAUUCAAGCACCUUUCAAAAUAGAACAAGUUAUCGGGCAAACACCGUUUUACUGCAAAUGGGUUCCCUACUUGGCUAUCGGCCAGGUGCCUGACAAUGCCACAUCUGUAGAUGUUCUAAAUGAUAUGGGCAAUAGCUUCCAGAUCAAUUUGCGAACGCCUUACAAUGAAGAGCAUGAUGUUGUCGUUUGUUUCACCCCUCUCUUCAUGAACGAGAAAUGGCAACUGAUGCUUCUAUCAGCAGAAGUUUAUACCCAUUAUGGAGCUUUUAUGCAUUUCUAUGUAAGAAGCAUGAUAACAGACUUAUUUGAACUUCUUACACUUUACAAGAAUUCAAGAAUCACAGCUUGGCCUGGUGUUCGCUUAGGCCAUGAUAGAGCAUCCGGGCCAACUUUUGAUCCUAAUCUAGAACUCGAGUUCAGAAAUCAAGCUUCAGCCAUGACUGAUUGUCUUCUACGUUAUAAGGAAUCGGCCAAGUAUAUCAUUUUCCCUGAUCCCGAUGAUAUCAUUAUACCUCGACUAGGCGACAGAACUUAUUUCGGAGAAUUUCAGAAGGUUUUCGUUCAUUUCCCCAAUGCCGCAGUGAUUGCCUACAACAUGUCUCAGGCUGCACUAUCUGCAGGAAGUUCUCCUGAAUCAUUCUCUAUUCCAUCAACUUUAAAAUCAAUUCACUUCAAAGGAGAGACAAGAUGGGGGAAGCUGGUGGUCAAGCCAAGCUUAGUUGAUAGCGUAUGGAUUCAUGAGAGUUAUGGAAUCAAGAAAGGUUAUACACAGUAUAGUCUUCCUGUAUACAAUAACUCAAUCAUACAUCUUCGAUACUGGAAGGAGAAUAACGGUUUGAAGGCGAAAACUCUAACGAUCCCCAAAUAUGAUCCCUUAUUACUCAAAAAUGGAACAGAGGAAUUAAUUCCACAGAAAGACAUAGAUCAAAUAGAAAGAACAUUCGCUACUCGCAUGCAGAUGCGAUUAGCCACUUAUCAAAACAUGUCGAGCACACCUCUCUAUUAUCCACUUAUUGAAAAAUGCUAUAAUAGGAUAUUCUACAAUGGAGAGCAUCAUGGCACAUGCAAGGGGCCUGAGCUGUGCGAUAUCCCCUCCUUCCCAGGGGUGCGAUGUGUGAAUGUCAUCAACACAUUCGAAACUUUACCAAACUAUAAUAAUAUAUAUGUACAUCAUCUCCUCUCAUAUACAUUCGAGCAGUCAUACGAUGGUUGUAGAGUUUAG
Molecule: messenger RNA, 1524 nt
Organism: Auanema sp. JU1783
Lineage: Eukaryota; Metazoa; Nematoda; Chromadorea; Rhabditida; Rhabditidae
Source: the annotation of a GenBank genome assembly